Necator americanus (New World hookworm) is the source of this 318-nucleotide messenger RNA. RefSeq lists its product as uncharacterized. The coding region runs from base 1 to 318 and encodes 105 amino acids. NCBI's taxonomy places the organism in Eukaryota, Metazoa, Nematoda, Chromadorea, Rhabditida, Ancylostomatidae. The transcript is spliced from 5 exons. The record is from RefSeq and is a predicted model, not a curated record.
AUGGCCUGUACGCCAUCAUGGGACAGUUUUACAUCAUCCAACAGCAGUCCCUACUCUGUAUGCGAUUACGCGAAAAACUUGCAAACUUACAGGAGAACUUUUGAGCGCUACCACAGAAUUAGGAUAAUUUUAGAUUUUAAAAAGGCAGCCAUCCGAGCAGCUAGGGAAUCAUUUUCGGACGCCGCGUCAAAGGAUGCGCUUUUCACCUUCCACAAGCUUGGAAUCGGAUGUAAGUUGCGGAAACUGUUGUCUAGGCGCACAAACCCACUGUUUGAAGAAUCACUGGAGUGCCUUAGGCAGCUGUACACCUGGCGCUAG